AUGGCGGCGGCGACGGCGCUGGACAUCGCGGAGCUCCCCUUCUCCGACCUAGUCGUACUCCUAUCUCCCGAGACGCCUGCUGACGACGGCCGCUUCCGACGCGUUGUGGAAGCCGUCGCGACCGAGCUCGGCCGAGGCGGGUCCGGGCUGCUGGCCGUCGCCGGGGUGCCGCGGGUGGGCGCCCUCCGGCGGCGACUCCUCCCCUUGGCCCGACGCCUCGCCCUCAUGGACCACCCGAUCCGCUCCCAACUCCUCAAGAAGCAUGGUUUGGGCAGCGACGUGCCUUUGAAGAAGCUCAAUCGGUCUGUAUCCUCGUUCGCGCAGCUUCUAAGGCACUCAGGUGAACUCACCUUGCUUGAGUCUGUGAACAACAACAACGGUUUUAAUUCUUCAGAUAAGAUACAGGAUUGUAACCAAUCCGUGGACGCUAACGGUGACGAUGACAUGGAGAAUCUUGGUGGCCUCGUUAAGGAGCUUGGUUUGUACAUGAUGGAGCUUGGGAUUUUGGUUGCACGAGCUUGCGAUAUUGCCAUCGGUAGAGGUCAGCUAGAGCAGAGCAUCACUGACUUUGGGACGGCAAAAGCGAGGCUCAUUCACUACCACUCUGAGCUGGAUAACAAUGUUAUCAGGGAUAACAGUACAAAGAGGAAAGGUUCGGUGAGUAAAGUGGCAGUAAAACCUUAUCAGUCAUGUUCUGAAAGGAGGUCCGAAUCACUGUGCCCGUGCUGCAUUAAGUCAGAAGAUGGGACUACUGUAAUGUCAAUAAAAGAAAAUGAUUCUAAGGAUGCCUCGAUUCAGGGUCAGGCGGCUGCUGAAAUUUCCCUGUUAAACCUAUGGCAGGAAUGGCACUAUGACUAUGGAAUCCUCACUGUUUUAACAGCACCAUUGUUCCUGAGCGCCUCUGAGGACGAAAACAGUUUGGUCAACCUGGAAUGUCAUCCUCCUGAUGGGCACACACACUUGCAUUUAUGCAAUGGAAGGAAGAUAUUCUCUGUUAGAUGCUCUCCUGAGAACUUCAUUGUUCAGGUUGGCGAGGCAGCAGACAUCUUGUCCCAAGGGAAAUUGAAAUCUACACUUCAUGCUGUGAGUAGACCUUUGACUUCCACAGACAUCAGCCGUGAGACUUUUGUUGUCUUCCUACAGCCCUCAUGGGACAAAACUUUAGCUUAUCCUGGUUACUCUUUAGAUGAAGGUGAAUCCAUUCUUAGCAAGGAGACUUCAGACGUCAGUGAUGGAUCAGCAGGGCCUUGUGAUGAAGAUACAUUUAUGCAAGAAAUUCUGAAAAGAAUUCCCCCUAUGUCAUCAAGGCUAAAAGAAGGGAUGACAUUUGCAGAAUUUUCUCGUCAGACAACAAAACAGUAUUAUGGUGGCAGUGGCAUCCAACAAAACAAUUGA
Molecule: messenger RNA, 1395 nt
Organism: Miscanthus lutarioriparius
Lineage: Eukaryota; Viridiplantae; Streptophyta; Magnoliopsida; Poales; Poaceae
Source: the annotation of a GenBank genome assembly